UUGUUGGUGAUGGUGAUUGGUUCCAUGGUGUUUAACGAGAUAGUGGUGGGACUUGCGGUGUCCUACCUGAGCGUCCUGAUGUGUGGCAUCGGUGUCCUGAUGGCGUGGCGUGGCUUCUCUCCCCUCCGCCAACUGCCCACCUUCCACUGGGUGUGCGCCGAGUUGGCGCUCCACAUAACUCUCACAGAGUUUUGCACAGCCGCUUGUUUUAUAAGCACAUUCACAAGCAGCACCACGAGUGGACGGCUCCAAUCUCAGUUACCGCCAUCUACUGUCAUCCCAUCGAGCACACAUUCAGCAAUCUUUUGCCGCCCUUCCUCGGGGUAAGCUCCAGCAUAGAUAAACGACAUGGUGUUUUGUAUCAAGUUUAGAUGAUACUGUAUCAUGUG
Molecule: messenger RNA, 389 nt
Organism: Nilaparvata lugens (brown planthopper)
Lineage: Eukaryota; Metazoa; Arthropoda; Insecta; Hemiptera; Delphacidae
Exons: 3
Coding region: 10-327 (105 amino acids)
Source: RefSeq, a predicted model, not a curated record